Hypanus sabinus (Atlantic stingray) is the source of this 994-nucleotide messenger RNA. RefSeq names its product 15-hydroxyprostaglandin dehydrogenase [NAD(+)]-like. NCBI's taxonomy places the organism in Eukaryota, Metazoa, Chordata, Chondrichthyes, Myliobatiformes, Dasyatidae. The record is from RefSeq and is a predicted model, not a curated record. Gene Ontology annotation, cellular component: cytoplasm. The transcript has 7 exons. Gene Ontology annotation, molecular function: oxidoreductase activity, acting on the CH-OH group of donors, NAD or NADP as acceptor. Bases 165 to 944 code for a protein of 259 amino acids.
AAAGGUCUUACUGGUUUCUUACUGAAAGAGGAAGUAAUUGCACUCUCCUAUCUUUCUAUUUCUCUCACUUGGUAUUUUGUCAUUUUGGCAGUUCCUUCCUGUUUUACUGCUUGUGGUGAUCAUUUUCAACUCUCGGGCACCAAACCUUGGCUUUUAUUGUUCAGAUGGCACUGAAUGGAAAAGUUGCAUUGGUUACAGGUGCAGCUCAAGGCAUCGGGAAAGCAAUUGCUGAGAUAUUAUUGAAGAACAGAGUAAAGGUGAGUAUGGUUGAUUACAAUCGAUCAGAGGGAGAGGCCACAUCUGUUGCCUUUGGACAGGUCUAUGGAGCUGAGAACAUUCUUUUCCUUCACUCUGACGUAACAUCUGAGAGCCAGAUGCAAGAAACUUUUAUUAAAACUUUGGAAGCAUUUCAGAAGUUGGACAUUGUUUGUAACAAUGCUGGCAUCCUAGAUGAAGAGAAAUGGGAAAACUGUAUCAACAUUAACCUGGUUGGCCUGAUCAGAGCAAGUCAGCUGGCUCUGCAGCACAUGGGCAUGGAAAAUGGAGGUUCAGGAGGAGUGAUCAUUAAUGUGGCCUCUUUAGCAGCAUUUUAUUCUAUGGAGAUCGCACCAGUAUACACAGCCAGCAAGUGCGGUGUGGUGGGAUUCACAAGAGCUCUCUCUAUGAGCUCCAUGAAGAAGCAAGGAAUUCGAGUGAAUGCACUGUGUCCAUAUUUUGUUGACACUCCGCUUUUGAGACCUCAGCAUGGAGAUGGACAGAAGCUAUUUAAUGCCAUGAUUCAAUCAUGUGGGCCAGUUCUGAAGCCCUCUGAGGUUGCAGAGGCAUUCUUGGAACUGGUCCUGGAUCAGACCAGGAAUGGAGCGGUGAUGAAAAUAAUGCCCAAUGGCAAGACUGAGUAUGAGAAGCCACCAACUCUGCCUAAUGACACUCAGAAACCUACUUAAAGAUCCAAAGAUCUCCAGCAGAGAGCCAAGGCUCAGGAUAGUUCAGAACU